Cladocopium goreaui is the source of this 2439-nucleotide messenger RNA. NCBI's taxonomy places the organism in Eukaryota, Dinophyceae, Suessiales, Symbiodiniaceae. The record is from the annotation of a GenBank genome assembly.
AUGGCGGAUGCUGCUGAUGAUGAAGGGCAACACCCCUUCCAGAGCCUGACCACUGAUCUGCAGCCUUUUGUUUGCAAUCAUGCCUUGCUGAGAUUUGGCAGUGUGGGCUACAAUUUGUCCGAUGGCUUUCGGUGGGACUUCGCGUAUGUCUAUGACAAGAGAGUGCUGGUGCCUGGCUUCUUAGCAAUUGAUGCUGCGAGUACAGCGCUCAUUCUGCACUACAUGCUGGAUGUCUUGACCAAAUCCAGGACACAGGCCAAGAGCUCCAACUUCCAGCAGUUCUUUCGCGACUUUGCACUUCUUGCUUUGACUUUGGUAGCUGAUAGCAGUUACGAGAUUGGCGGCGGGCUUACUUUGCAGUCCACUGGUGCAGUGUCUGGAUUUGACCGCUGGUUGUCCAGAAAUUUGCACAGAAAUAUUGUCAGGGCCUGGAUGGAUUCCUGGGCAUGCAUGGCUGAUGAUGUGAACGGAAGCAUUUUGUCACAGAAUGUGUUUGCUGAGGGCGUGCCUCCGCAACUGAAAGAUCUUGUACUUUUUGCCGUUGGCUUCUUACCUGCUUUCAAGAAGGCUCACUCCAGGAUGCCAUCAGUGCACUCAAUCUCUGCAAUCCAGGGGCUUCAAUGUCUCAUCGUUGAUUUUCUGUCCCGUGCAAUUGACACUGUGGUGUUGGAUGCCAUGGCCCAGCAAGAAGAUUCUCAGGAUUCUCAGCCUUUGCCAGCGAGGUGCCUUUAUCCCGGCGAGAUGGAGUUGACAGCAGAAGCCGAACGGCUAGCAGCAAGAAGGGAGACCGAAAGACUUUCCAGCCUGAAAUUCCUUCAGGCCUUGUCUUGCCAGCUUGAAAAGUUGACGGACCUUUGCCUGGAUGAUUUUAAGGCCCCAGAACAGUUGCUUCGACUCUUGAAUUUACAGCUGGGCGAUCAGUGCGCCUACAACCCUGUCGAGAAGGUCAUUGUCUUGAAUGAGGAGGUGAUCCAAGUGGAUCAAGCCUGCGAUGGUCGACUCAGCUACCUCCCGUGUUUGCACGUGAUCAUGGAUCAUGAUCGGGCGCCCUAUUUCUAUCUUGAUGAAAACAAAGGUGGCGAAUGGCUGCAUAUCCAUGCGCCUGGUGCCUGGUAUGCGUUUCCAACGAAUCCGGUCUGGUCUGAGGACUUUGGCCUUUGCUUUCCUUCAGGUCCACUUGAAAGCUUGACCCAGAAUUCCUUGAGGCGCUCGAGUGAGCUUUCUUUCAAUGAUCUGAGCCUCCUUGCAGGGGGUGCUGGUAGGAGGAGCAGGGUGGAUCUGUUGACAACAUUGGCUUCCCAGUUUGGCCAGGAAUUUUGUGAUCAUGUUUUGGAGCAGGACAAACAGUCCAAUGGGCCCAAGAAGACUGUCAGCCACAGUGAUGGUGUUUUGGUCAAAGCGGUCUUUGAAUAUCUGGACGAUGAUGAGCGCAAAGAAUUCAAAGACACGAGAGACGAUGUUUUGAAGUCUGAGAAGGCGCAGGUGCAAAAGAAGUGGAGGGACCUCUUGAACCAGAAGACUGAGGAGCAAAAGGCGAAGCGUGAAAAGAAACAGGCAAAGGGCCAGGUGAAGGGAGGAGCCAAGUCAAAAGGAAAGGGCAAGGGCAAAGGCAAGGGCAAAGGCAAGGGCAAAGGCAAGAGCAAAACUUUAAAGACGAAGAGAAGCGAGACCCAGCCUUGCGAGGACGACAAUGAUGGCGAUGUCGCAAUGGAGGCUGUAGCUGGGGAUGUCAAUGUCAAUUCUGUCAAGUCUGUCAAUUCUGUCAAUUCGGAAAGUGACCAACUGGAGCCACCGGCGUCAGAGCCCGAGACGACCGUUCCAGCUCAUGAUGGCGCAGAUUUGCCUUUGACCUUGCCUGUAGUGCCAAUUUUGGACGGUCAGCCGCCAUCACCUCUCAACCAGAAGCGGCCCCGGAAGCAGAGCUUGUGGUUGAGCCACCCGGAAGCAGCAGAGCCAGAGCCUGUUGAGGCAGCAGGUCCAGAACCUGCUCCCGAAGGAGCACAAGCACCUUUGUUGGAAGCAAAGCCUCGGGUUCAGCCUCCGGAAGCAGCGCAGCCUGCUCAGGCAGCAGAGCCAGAGCCUGCUCCCGAAGCAGCAAGGCCUGCUGCUGCUCUUGGUCCUAGAGAGGUUGGUCCCCGAGUUCAUUCGACCCCAGCUCUGUUGAAGAGCAUUGAACCAAUGGAGUGGUUCAAGCUAAGACUGGACAAAAAUGCCCACCGCUUCCAAGUUGAAAUGGACAGGAAGAAAACGGUACCGAGUGGUCUCUGGGAUGCCAAGCCAAACAAAUGUACUUUAGCAGCAGCUUCAAAACUACAAGAUCAUGGCAAGAUGCCGCCCUCAGCCAAGUUCAUGAGUGGAUGUGGGAGAAGGCCAUUCUUGCAGGCUUGGAUACAACUGACCCACCGCAAGUGCCAGGACAAGUCCCUGUCCAAGUAUUAA